GCGCCGUCCAGAUGCUGUCCAGAUCCGCCAUGCGCAUGCCCACCGUGGCCAACCAGAUUGUCGCCCGUCGUGCCUUCUCCUCGACCCGCAUGCAACUCGCCAGUCCCUACCACUACCCCGAGGGCCCUCGCAGCAACUUGCCCUUCAACCCCUUGACCAAGUUCUUCGCCCUCAGAUUCUGGGGCUUCAUGGACGCUGGCCCGUCCCGUCGGAUGUAUAUAAUAGUGACUCUGAAUCCCGAACACGUCUAUGACUUUGUUUUUGCAUUUGAAUCCAUCUUUUGUGCCUGUCCCGAAUUGCUUGUCGUGACCUUUGAGCUUGACCCUCCACCAGCUCUCGGCGAGAAAAGCCGCGCUAGCCCCGGCUCCCAGAAUUUUUUGAAGCUGCUGACCAUCAAUUGUUCAAUCAAUGCUUGUAACAUAACACAUCAAAUCAUGCGAAACCUACGGAAUUCGAGGCAUACCCUCGUCGAGUUCCCCACCGACUCCCUGCCACCAACAGCUACGACCUGGGAUCCUGCCACCGAUGGUCAUAUUGCCGCCUUUGGUCCUUCGUCUUCUAGCCCGGUCAUCGAACUCAGACGCCUGGCCAAGGAUUGCUACUCUGCUCAUGAUGCAAAACAAAUUGCUUCAUGGGAUGCUCCUAGCCCUUUGCCAGAUAUUGACGUGGACCGAAUUCUGUCGUUACAGUACUUUGCCGACACUGCUACUAUUUGCUUAAUUCUGGCUGGUGGCGAUAUUGUCAUUGUCAGAGAGGAGCCACUACCUGGAGAGGAUCUCAUCGAAAUUGUUGGCUCGGUCGACGAAGGUAUUGCUGCAGCUGCAUGGUCGCCCGAUGAGGAACUGCUGGCCAUUAGCACUCGCGCCAACACCUUGAUUCUUAUGACCCGUGAUUUUGAGAGUAUUGCCAACGUCACUCUUACUCCCGAGGAUGUUCAAAUAUCUGCCCAUGUCUCUGUCGGAUGGGGAAAGCGCGAGACUCAAUUCCAAGGAAAGAGAGCCAAAGCUCUCAAAGAUCCUACUGUGCCAGAACAUGUUGACGAGGGUCAAUUGAGCUCUCUGGAUCAAAUGCAGACUACCAUCAGCUGGCGUGGAGAUGGUGCUUAUCUGGCUGUCAACUCUGUACAGGACGGAAAGCGACGAAUGAUCAGAGUCUAUUCACGAGAAGGUGUACUUGACAGUGUUGGCGAGCCCGUAGAUGGACUGGAGGGCGCUUUGAGCUGGCGACCUGCUGGAAACCUUAUGGCUGGUGUACAGCGUCGAUCUGACCGCGUGGAUGUCGUCUUCUUCGAGCGAAACGGCUUGCGUCAUGGUGAAUUCUCUUUGCGCCUAUCUGCAGAAGAUAUGGAGAGCUGGGCUAGCUCCAUCACUCUUGCGUGGAACAGCGACUCCACUGUUCUCGCUGUUUCGUUCAAAGACAGAGUACAACUCUGGACCAUGGGCAACUACCACUACUAUCUGAAGCAGGAGAUCUUCACCAAUAGCACAUCAGAGGCAGAAUCUCUUUCAGUCCGCACAGCUUGGCAUCCGGAGAAGCCACUCUAUCUUUCUGCAUCAUCCGGUCGUAUGUCUUGCAAGAUCUUACUCAAGCUAAAAAGCCGCCUGCUAACGUGGUUUCAGNACUCUCUACAGAUGCUCUCUUACGUGUUUACCGUAUCAAAGAGCUCGUCAACACCGCCAUACGACCUUGGUCUUACCUCUGUCAUCGACGGUCGUAACCUGAAGAUCACACCACUCAGAGUAGCCAAUGUACCACCGCCAAUGGCCUUCGCGGAGCUAGAGCUUGGUGCGAAUGCCAUCGAUGUUGCUGUUAACCAAUCGGCAACCAAGAUUGCAGUACUGCAUCAACAAGGUGUCUUCCUGUAUGAGCUCGACUACAGCGUCAGACCGUUCCAACACCCCAAGCUCUUGCGUGAAGCAUCAUUGGCAGAGCAGAUCCCAAGACAAGUCGCAUUCUCUGGAGAGGAUGAUAUUUCAGUGCUCUGUAGCGAGCCAAACACUCAAACCGAUAGCAUUGUCGAGCUCAAGGUUUCUGACGACAGUGCUUUCGACUCGCGUGAAAUGAGCUCAGGUGUAGGUUCUCUGUUCUCCGCUGUAGACUUCUCGAGUACCUGCUUCGAGGAUGCGCAUGGUGGUGUGUACCAGGUCGGUACUGCAGCCUCUUCUUCCUUACUUGCCAAGUUCCCAGUACACUGCCCUUGGACCGAGGUUUGGAGGGAUGACGAGACGACAAUUGUGUUUGGUCUCUCGGCUGGCGGUACCUUGUUUGGCUACCGCAAGUCUCCAGAUGAUGAGAAAGCACAAGAGUGUCUACAAAUUCGCAACUGCACCUCGUUCCUGACCACUCCUGCUCAUCUCAUCUUCACUACGACUCAACACCUACUCAAAUUUGUCCAUCUGCACCAAGGCGAUCUGGAGAUACCCCAGGACGAGCCCGAGAAGGACGAACGGUGUCGUAGCAUCGAAAGAGGUGCAAGAUUGGUGGGCGUUAUGCCUACGGCUUUCUCCCUUGUCCUUCAAAUGCCAAGAGGCAACCUGGAAACAGUCUACCCACGCGCUUUGGUUCUCGCUGGUAUCCGCAGAAGUAUCAGUGCUAAGGACUACAAGACAGCUUUCUUUGCUUGCCGUGGCCAAAGAGUCGACAUGAAUAUUCUCCACGACUAUGCACCCCAACAGUUCAUGGCCAACGUUCUAUUAUUCUGCAAGCAAUUGAAGAAGGCCGAACACAUUGAUUUGUUCCUCUCACAACUACGGGAUGAUGAUGUUGCAGAGACUAUGUACAAGGAAACACUCAAUGCUCCGAAACUAGGUCUGCAUGGUGACAGUCCGACCGAAACUCAGCAGACGGCCGCUGAACCCCAAAACUCGAAGAUUAACAGAGUCUGUGACGCUUUCUUGGACGUCUUGCGCAACCGAACGUCUACCCAUCUACAGAACAUCAUCACAGCGCAUGUUUGCAAGUCCCCGCCUGAUCUUGACGCUGGUUUGUCCUUGAUCGCCAAGUUGCGAGGGGAGCAGCCGGAUCUGGUAGAGCGCGCUGUCGAGCACAUUAGUUUCCUUGCCGACGUGAACCAGCUCUAUGAUCAUGCUCUGGGUCUGUAUGAUCUUGACGUUGCGUUGCUUAUUGCUCAGCAGUCACAGAAGGACCCUCGAGAGUACCUUCCGUAUGUCCAAGGCCUUGGCAAAAUGCAGCCACUUCGAAGACAGUUCACGAUCGACCAUGACUUGAAGAAACACAACAAGGCCCUUGGUCAUCUAUUCACCAUGGAUGGGUUUGACGAGCUCAAGACCUACAUGGCUAAGCACGAGCUCUACAGUGAUGCCAUGCAUCUUUACAAAUACCAAGCUCAGCGAUUGAACGAGAUCAUGAAGCUCAAUGCCGACUACCUCAACAACCGCAAUCGUUACAAGGAGGCAGGUAUCGCUUACGAAUAUCUAGGCGAGUACAGCUUGGCAUUCGAGGCUUACCGAUCUGCGAACGAAUGGCGCGAGUGUCUUUCGUCGGCUACCCUUAUACCUCUGCCCGAGGACGAGCUCGUGGCUGCAGGUGAAGCAUUUGCCGAGGCACUUACAGAGUCAAAAGAACAUUACGAUGCAGCAACCGUUUAUCUCGAUUAUCUUAAUGACAUUGAAGGAGCCAUCAAAUGUUUGUGCAAGGGUUACUACUACGCCGAAGCUAUACGUGUCGUUGGCCUGAGACGACGCGCCGAGCUGAUCGCAUCUGUUAUCGAUCCUGGUCUUGCAGAGGGGUCCGGAACCAUGACGGAGCUUCUCGCAGAGAUGAAGGGUCAGCUCAAUGCUCAAGUACCGCGACUUCGAGAGCUGCGACAGAAGAAGGAGGAAGAUCCACUUGCUUUCUUCGGAGGCGUUCCUGCAGACGGACCGGAUAUUCCUGACAACAUCUCGCUUGCACCAACUGAAGCUACUACUUCGGCCGGUACCUUCAUGACCCGCUACACAAACCGCAGUACUGGUACCCUUGCCUCAAACGCCACACGCAAGACGUCGAAGAAUCGUCGUCGUGAAGAGCGCAAGCGAGCCAGAGGCAAGAAGGGCAGUGUUUACGAGGAAGAGUAUAUCGUCAACUCGAUAGGUCGUCUCAUUGAACGUACAAACAGCGUUAGUGAGGAGGUUUCCCGCCUGGUCGAAGGUCUAAUGAGGAGAGCGAUGAGAGAGCGCGCUAUUGCAGUGGAAAAUGCCAUGGCGGAAGUCGUCGACCUGUGCAAGACUUGCAUACCCGAAGUUUUCCAGGUCAUGGCGGCACAGCUAUUAAACCCCGAGUCUGGAGAGAUGAAUGGGGAGGAUGAGGCUGGCAGGCCUACGGCCGGUGGUCAAGCGGUCUUCUUUGAUGCCAUGGAGGCAAAUCAAACCAAGCGAGAGCCACCUGUAGUCAAAGUCUUCUCUAGGCUCUCUUUGCUUGCU
Aureobasidium uvarum is the source of this 4421-nucleotide messenger RNA. NCBI's taxonomy places the organism in Eukaryota, Fungi, Ascomycota, Dothideomycetes, Dothideales, Saccotheciaceae. The record is from the annotation of a GenBank genome assembly.